CGCUCGCCCGGUGUGCCUAAUGUCAUUGUGAAAAAAAUCUGGAAUAUAUUCUACGUAGAUUUUGUCGGUCUGCAUUGUAAUUCUGAAUUAUCUGUCUUCAAUCUAUUGGUACUAAAGUUGGCCAUGUUUAGAUAAACAGGGAGUUUCUUGGCAUUCCGUUUUGUGCGUAGCUUAAAGAGUGUGAAUAAUUGAAAACCAACACGGACGGAACAAGGUGGAGCAUUUCAAGGCGAAUGAAAUGGAUUUCUCACCGAGCCCAGACAGUGAUACUUCUGGCUACUAUAGAAAUCGCUGCCGACGUGAUGAGCGCGACCGGGGCAAUCGAGGAAGAUCGAAGGAACGGUACCGAAAUAACAGCCGCUACAGCCGUAGCCGGUCGCGGUCUUUCAGCAGAGAGCGCUACUCUUAUCCCCGGCAGAGAAGUGACGAACGCGAUUCUUACCGGGAUGUGAAUGAACCAGGAUACGAUGACGGUGGCUGGGACAGCCGCGACCGAUUUCGUGAACGAAGUCGCGAACGGGAUCGCGAUCGUAGAUCUCGCGAACGAGAUCGCUAUCGAGAUCGAAGGGAUCGCGACAAAGGAGGUCGCCGUGGUGGCUACUCUCCCAGCUCCAUGGAUGAUGGGGAAAAUUUUGAUAGUGAAAAUGAGUUUUUCUAUCAACAAAAACCCAACAACAAUAUCAUCAUCCGCGGUUUGGCACCACAGGUCACUGAAGCUGAUAUUAACAGCGAUCUAAUCCAGUGCGGUUUGCAGGCGCUGCACGUUAGGUUGAUCCGGAAACGAAAGACAGGUGAAUCGAGGGGUUUCGCAUUUGUCGAGUUUCGCACUGAAGAGGAAGCAACUCGUUGGAUAUGUUACAAACAGGGUGUGCUGGUAUUCAACGGACAGCAUGCCGUCAUGCAGUACACAUUUUCGAUGCCGUCGAAAUUUCAGACAGAUUGGUAUUGCGCUAAGUGUUACGCGUUCAACUUCAAACGAAGGGAAAACUGCUUCAAAUGUCACGCAUCACGCGAGGACAGUGAAAUUGGAGGUGAUGGCAGUGAUGAGAUGAGCAACAUUUUGACGAAAAAGAUCAUGCUGCGCAAUCUGGAUGUGCUGACGAAUGAGGAAAGUGUCAUGAGCGUUAUGCAGAAGAAAUUGCCUGCCGAGUUGGUGCAGAAAAUCGGAAAGGUGGUCAUUUGUCGUGAUCCGCUGACGUCCAUUUCUCGCGGGAUGUGUUAUGUGCAUUUCGAAAAUCUGGUUGAUUCGAUGAACACGCACAAUGCCCUGAAGGAGCUAGAUCCACCGCUCAGAAUCGACAACCGGGAGGUUAUAAUAUCGUACUGCAUGGAUACAGAGAACAGGAACUUGAUGAAACUGCAUCAGCAUCCCCAUCAAGGCAGGGAAGCCAGUCGGCAGGGUUACAGCAACCAAAACCAUGGCGGACAAGGCAAUGGAAGCGGUAGUAAUUCGAACAAUUACCAAGGCAAUGGUGCUGGCGGCAGCAAUGCUAGCUAUCGAACCGAUGGUGGAAACAACUUUGAUCGCAACGGUUACGGCAAUAAUCACAAUUCGCAUGGGAUGAAUAAGAAUAGCAGUGGUGGUGGUGGUGGUGGUGGUCGAGGAUCAUUUCAGGACAUUACCGCACCACCGCCAAGCGGAUCUGCGGUCGGUUCAUCGAGCAUGAUUUCCUCUUCCUCUUCAUCAGCUGCAAUGGGCAGUUUACCGGAGAACUAUACGCUUGCUGAUGUACCGCGUUUGGCCGAGUAUAGUGCUUCUAUGUACGCGUCAAAUGCGGCCGAACAUAAACACUAUCUGCAAUAUUAUACAGAAUACUACACAAAUCAGCUGUCGACCGUUAACGACGGACAAGCGGCAGGACCGCGUACUUCCGCUGGCUUAGGUGAAACGGCCAACAGUGGUGCGGCUGUGGCUCAGUCAGCGAUAGCACGCAAACAGCAAUCCGGUCCCAAUAGUGGAAAAUCGGACAAAUCCGAUGUUUAUGGUCCUGUGAUGGGCGCUUCAAAUGCGCCAGUCCAGUCCGGACCGCAGCUUCCCGUUCCGAACGGUGUAGACGGUCGAAAGUAUCCUACGCCGGAUACCUCGCUCUAUCAGUACGACGAAACCUCUGGCUUUUAUUACGAUCCUACCACCGGGCUUUACUACGACGCCAACUCGCAGUACUAUUACAACAGUGAAACCAGCUCAUACCUUUAUUGGGACUCCGAAAAUCAAACAUACGUCGCCGCACCUGCAUCUUCUUGCGCGUCCAACAGUACUGCAACAGUUCCCGGCACGCAGCAGAUGACGAGCAAGUCGGAAAGCGCUGCUUCGCUGGCUGAAAAUGCAGAGAAGAUGGAAAAAUCCAAAUCAAAAGAGCAAGCACCUCCCCAGGACAAGGUUAAAGUUGCCAAGAAGAUCGUCAAAGACAUGGAGAAGUGGGCGAAGCAGCUUAACCAAAAGAAGGACUACAGCGUCAUACAGCCGCCUGCACGGAUUGAGGAGGCCACGCUGUACUCGUCGUUAGGACCAUCCAAACCAAUGUCGGAAUCGCUCGGUGGACUCGGUAGCGCGGGUUAUGCAGAUGUAGGCUUUUCGUUGCUGGAGAAAAAGGAACGCGCUGGUGGUGGCGGAGUCGUAAGCACUGCGUCCAUGAUGGCUGGUGGCUUGGGAGCAAGUUCUGGUUCAGGAUCAACGUAUCCAGCAAGCAGUGGUGUGACUAAACCGGUCACAAGUGCUACAUCAGCGUACGGUGGUUCAGAUUCCGACAAUGAUUUUGGUGACGGUGAAGGAGGUCCUUCCGAUCGAGAUCUGGUUGAUUUUGAUCGAUUAACCUGUCUUCUAUGCAAGCGUGCAUUCCAAUCGCAGGAAAUUCUAAUGAAGCAUGUUAAAAUGUCCUCACUGCACAAAGAAAAUCUACAAAAGCUGAACGCAAGCUUUCGUGCUGGUGGUGGAUCAAGAGGAGGCGGUGGCAGUAGUGAUGGUGGUUCGGGUGGUCCGUUCAAUGGGUUGCAGUACCGGGAUCGUGCAAAGGAACGCAGGCAAAAGUAUGGUGAGGACGAAGCACCACCAGUUAAUCGAAGCAAGGAACGAUUCCAGCGAGAGAUCGAAAAGCAAACACAAUCCCAGUCUGCCUAUCCACAGGGCACUGCUUCUGCUGUACCGAUUGGGCAGAAUAACAUUGGCAAUAAGUUGCUACAAAAGAUGGGCUGGUCCGAAGGGCAAGGCCUGGGAAGAACCAAUCAAGGGCGUGUGAAUAUUAUUGAGGCGGAGGCGCGCGUGGCAAACGUUGGAUUGGGCAUUAAAGCCAAUGCUGCAGCACAGUUCGGGCGUACAACGGACGAUUACAAAACGUACAUAAAGAAAAUGAUGAAAUCGCGCUACGAGCAGGUAGACGUGAAAGAUUGAGCGCGCUCUCCGGGCACAGACUGUUUUUUUAGUUAAUGUAAUCCUCUCUCUUCGCCAGUUAGUAUAAUUUUAUGUUGAUAGUAAUAAUAACUACCAUGUACGUAGUUGUAAUAUAAAGUAGCAGCAGUUUUAUUACCAAGCAUCAAUCAUGCUUGUGCAAAUCUUCCGUUAGUUAGCCACCACUAUUGUGUAUAUUAUUUUAUAUUUCUCCAUUUUCGAAUGAACAUUGCUUGAACAUGUUUCUGGAGAACUGUAAAACAUCUAAAACUUGGCAAUAAAACAAUCUUUUAAACUUUAA
This is a messenger RNA of Anopheles funestus (African malaria mosquito), 3686 nucleotides long. RefSeq names its product RNA-binding protein 5-A-like. Gene Ontology annotation, biological process: mRNA splicing, via spliceosome. Lineage: Eukaryota; Metazoa; Arthropoda; Insecta; Diptera; Culicidae. Gene Ontology annotation, molecular function: RNA binding. Gene Ontology annotation, cellular component: nucleus. The record is from RefSeq and is a predicted model, not a curated record. The coding region runs from base 239 to 3388 and encodes 1049 amino acids. The transcript has 11 exons.